Molecule: messenger RNA, 2431 nt
Organism: Zea mays
Lineage: Eukaryota; Viridiplantae; Streptophyta; Magnoliopsida; Poales; Poaceae
Exons: 5
Coding region: 1270-2343 (357 amino acids)
Source: RefSeq, a predicted model, not a curated record
CAAACAUAGCAAGGGAAAAGAAGCGAAGGCAUACAUCAAAGUUAAGUGGCGAAGAACAUGUUCAGGAGUUGCUUCAAGGUCAUUUGAAGAACUGUCGGGUAGCGUUUAGGAUGGAGCCUGAAAUUUUUAAAUCGUUGGCAAGUUAUCUUAGAAGGGAGGGGCUGGUUCGUGAUACAAGAAUUAAGGUCGAGGAAAAGCUAGCAUUCUUCUUAUACAUGCUCAGCCAUAAUGCCUCGUUUGAAGACCUAAUAGAAGAAUUUGGGCAUAGUGGUGAUACAUUUCAUCAUCACAUAAAGCAUUUCUUUGACCUAGUUGUUCCUGUCCUCUCCAAGCAAUUCCUGAAGCCACCAAAUCCUAAUCAUGUCCAUCAAAAAAUCGAAAGGAAUCCUCGGUUUUAUCCCUACUUCAAGAAUUGCAUUGGUGCAAUCGAUGGCACUCAUGUGCCUAUAUCGAUAUCACCUGACAAAGCCGCUCCAUUUAGGAAUAGGAAGGGCACUCUUACUCAAAAUGUAAUGGUAGCGUGUGAUUUUGAUCUCAAUGUAACUUUCAUAUCCACUGGGUGGGAGGGGUCCGCGACGGAUGCUAGAGUUCUUAGGGAUGCAAUGAACAAUGGCUUUCAAGUACCCCUGGGGAAAUUUUAUUUAGUAGAUGGCGGUUAUGCCAACACACCAUCUUUCCUUGCCCCAUAUCGCGGAGUUAGGUAUCAUUUGAAGGAAUAUGGGGCAGGUCGUCGAAGACCACAAAACUACAAGGAGAUCUUUAAUCAUCGCCAUGCAGUGUUGAGGAAUCAUAUUGAAAGGGCCUUGGGAGUUAUAAAGAAACGCUUCCCCAUCCUUAAGGUUGCCACGUUUCACAAAAUAGAAAACCAAGUGAAGAUACCGGUAGCAGCUGUCGUGUUGCACAACAUUAUUCGGUCUCUCAAAGGAGAUGAACAAUGGUUAGAAGAUCAGGCAGAAAAUGUUCAAGGCAAUGUUGUUGACCUUCCAGAUGGAGAUCAAAGCAAUGAUCAAGGCAGUGAACAAGGCAAUAAUCUCAGAGACACAAUUGCACAACAAAUGUGGAUUGAUUAUCAACAACAUAGAAGCAAUUAGUGAUGCAUUAGAAUAUGUUUUAAUGUUAUUGGGAUUGCAAUAAGUUCUUAGGAAAUGUAGUUUGUACUAGUUAUGGUGCUUUAAUGUUAUUCGAAUAUGCUUUCAUUUAUGCUUUAAAAGUUAUUGUUAUUCACAAUUAUGCUUUCAUGUUCUAAUUAUGCUCCUGUUAUAAGUUGCCAUGCUUGGAAGGGGGUCUCCAAGAUUAAACAUGCUUGCAAGGGGCUCUCCUAGAUUUAACAUGCUCUUAUCUAAAGGUGCACAAAAGAAAAAAUCUCCUAUAGCUACUGCUUCAAAGACACAUGGAGGCUCUCCAAAAGGGAAAACAAGAGCAAAUUGGAAUUCUAUGUUAGAGAAGACCCUUGUUGACUUGUUACAUGAACACAAUACACCUGAAUAUAAGGGUAACAAUGGUUGGACACCCGAUGCAUGGAACAAGAUUGCCAAGGAAUUUCAAGAGAGGGAAAGAUAUGCAGGUUUCUCAAAAGUUCAAAUCCAAGAAAAGGAAAAGGAGUUAAAGAGAGAUUACAGGAUGUUGAAAGAUGCGAGGAAACAAAGCGGAGUUUCUUGGGAUGAGAAAAGGUGUAUGAUUCAAGCUGAUCCACCGAUAUGGGACAACAUAAUCAAAUCAUUUCCAAGGGCUAAAAAAUUCCGCAACAAAUCUUUUCCUCUGUUUGAAGCUUUGGGAGAGCUACAUGAUGGUAAUACUGCUGAAGGGACCUACAACUUCACUUCUACUCAACCAAAUGGUCUAGAUCUCACACAAAUUGGGUCUGGAGAUGUUCCUAUCAAUGUAGAAGACCGUGAAGAUGUGGGAGACCCUUUGGCAGAUCACAGACAAAAUGAAGUAGAAGACAGAGUGUAUGAAGUUGAAGGGGUUGAUGUAAAUGCUGAUAGGCAUGAUGAAAGGUCAAAAAGGACUUCUGCUAUUUCAAGGAAUGAAGAAGAAAAAGGACCAAAGAGGCCGAAGAAGAGUUCCAACAUAGAAACACUGAUGGAGAGGUACCUAGACAUUAGAAGCAAACAAGUUGAAGAUGAAGCGACACAAUUGGCAAGAGAAAGGGAGGCAAGGGGAGGUGAUGAUUUCUCAAUUAAGAAUUGCAUAGCAGUUCUAAACACAUUGGAAGUCACAAAAGAGGAGAAGGUCAAAGCAUAUAAGGUGUUCAAGGACCCUGACAAUCGACAGAUAUUCUUGAGUGCAUGCAAUGAUGAUAGAGAGGCUGCAUUGAUGUGGUUGAGGGAUGAGAUGGCUUAGCAGGUAUACCUAUAUAAACAAGCACACUUUAUUGUUGAUUCAUUUUCAUAGUAUUUCCAACAACUUGCGCUAGUCUCCUAACGCUAUA